Saccostrea cuccullata (small rock oyster) is the source of this 4339-nucleotide messenger RNA. RefSeq lists its product as uncharacterized. The transcript is spliced from 10 exons. Gene Ontology annotation, cellular component: nucleus. The coding region runs from base 136 to 2097 and encodes 653 amino acids. Gene Ontology annotation, molecular function: ATP binding; protein serine/threonine kinase activity. Lineage: Eukaryota; Metazoa; Mollusca; Bivalvia; Ostreida; Ostreidae. Gene Ontology annotation, biological process: mitotic DNA damage checkpoint signaling; protein phosphorylation. The record is from RefSeq and is a predicted model, not a curated record.
AAUAAAAAGACGAACGAGCUGUCUAAAACCGACAGUUCGCGAAAACAAUGAGAAAUUAUAGAACGAGGAAAAAAUCAGUUAUUGAUAAAAGUAGAUAGAAAGACAAGUUUUUAUGGUAAACCAGUCUCAGACAGUAUGAAGAGGCUGGUAUACCAGCAGCCCAUGGAAGAUGGGGAGAGUCAUACCAUGUUGUUGAAUGAUGGCCGAGAGGUAUCCAAACUACCCCAGCCUGAGAUUACAAACUAUGGUAAUGAUAUCUCCUACCUGAAUUAUUUGAGACAGCAGCUGAGCACAAACUCACAACAAAAACACCAUGGAUUUAACCCCAGCAACCAACCACCAGGAAAGAUCAAACUAAAUGUCUCCAAGGCAACAAGAGUCCUUGAACCUCCCCCUUCUCCAGAUGAGGUCAUCUUGAUCGACAGCGAUGAAGAAGAGGACACCACUUCAUCAAAGAUUGAUUUUCCCAAAGAGUUCAAAGACCUCGGGGCAGAAAGCACACUUCAGCUGAACCAGACCAUGAAUUCCUCGGUUUGGACCCAUCCGACUUCUUCCCCUCCACCAAGACAUGUACCAGUCCCGAAAAAGAAGCUGCAUAUGUCAACUAAACUGGUUACUGAGGAGGAGGAUCAAGUUUUUGACCUGAAACCAAAGCAUGAAGAUUACAAAGCCAGAGUGGUGGAUCCAGCUCCUGAGCCGCAGAUCACAGACACAGGACAGCUGGGAAUACAGAUGAGAACUGGAGGAGGAAUAGAUGACCUGAACGAGAUUUUAGAGUUGAUGCAGGAGAUUGGAGAGAUUCCAAAGGUCAAGGAGAGGAAGAAAAGUUUUGAAGAGGGUAAGGUGGUGGAUGGAGAAAAGGAUGCUCUAGUUGAACUACUGAACACCCAGGACAAACUGCAGAACGGCACCACUGGAGUCAUUUGUCAGAAGUUGGAGAGUUCUCGUUAUGAGGAGUACAAUGAGGGACAUUUCACCGUCCUGAAGCAGCUGGGGGAGGGAUCCUAUGGGAGCGUAGACCUGUGUAAAGAUAGCAACACAGAGGAACAGUUUGUCCUCAAAAAGGUACAGAAGGACUUCAAAGUAGAGGAAGUGGUGGUGCUAUUGUAUCUGGAGCAUGAGAACAUCACCGCUCUGUAUGGUUACAUCAAACGAGACGGAAUCUCAGAAAUCCUCAUGGAAUACGCAGGGAUGAACUUGUUGACCUUUGUUGUGAGGAGACAGACGAUGGAGGAGCAACUCAUCUGGAGCGUCACCAGACAGGCUUUAUCUGCCCUCAAGUACCUGGAUCAACACCAGAUCAAGCAUCUGGACCUCAAACCUGAGAACAUCUGUGUCACUGACAACAUGGUGGUGAAGCUGACCGACUUUGGCUCUGCUAAAAUGGCCACGCAGGAACAGGAUUACCAGGGGUGGACUUCCGAGUACAUGGCCCCAGAAAUGUGUCGGUCCUUCCUGCAGAGCCGUUACCCCAACGCCUUCAAAGACGCAGAGGACUUCUCCCUGACCGGGAAGGUGGAUGUGUUUGCCUUUGGCCUUGUGAUACAGUUCAUGCUUGAGAAAUCCCACACACAGCUGAAGUUUUACACCGGUGGAGCCAGCUCUUAUAAGGGCGUGGAAGAUGCUAACCAACUGAGGCUGAAGAUUAUCAUUGCUAAUGCCAAGGAUCCAGACAUGGUGCUGAAAUUGAUGCUGACAGAGAAAGGAAGUGUGGGAAUCCGAGAACUCCUCAGAGGCCUCCUACAGGGUGUGCCUAAAAACAGAUUAUCUGCAGAACAGGCCCUACUAAAGAUCGAAGCCAUGGAGAGAAAGCAUAUGAUUCCAGGAUUCCCUGCACCUGAGACAAAAGACAACACGGUGUCAACAAAAUUAACGUCCUUCCACCGACGUCGCUCCACGGUGCGACAGCUCAGCACGCUCGCAUCCAUUAGCAGCAAUACGUCUCAGAUCGACGAGCCCAUGUCACCGGGGCCCAUGAAAGGUCGACGCAAGGGGAAGAAGAGGGUGUGUCCUUACGACCCUGAUGACACCAGGCUUAUUGUAGCAGAUGAAAAUCUCUGUGGAAAUGUCCCCGAUUUCUCAGUGCUCCAUGCUUAAGAAUGUUGUAAAAUUUAUGAAUUAUGAGACUAAACACUAAAAUACCACCAGAAAGUUUUUUUUUUCUCUUUAGUUAAGAUUUGUUACCUGUAAAUGUUUGUUGCAAACUUUAUAUAUAUUUUAAAGUGGGCAGUUUUUGUCACUUGUCAAAAUUUGUUUUUUUGGGGGGGGGGGGGGUUCUGAAAAAUAUUUUUCUAAGAUCAUAUUUAUUUUAUCAGUGAUCUAGGUUUAAAUAUCCAAAAUCAAAAAAUUAAAAAAGAAAAAAUUCUUAAAGCUCUCAACUAGUGACCCAAUGUACUUUAAUUUUUUUUUUUUUACAUUGAUAAAAAAAAUAAUUGUAAAAAUUCGUAAAAUUCUAAAUUAACAAAAAAAGUGUUUAUGAUAGAAAUCACUAUUGCAUACUUUAAUGGGGAAUUAAAUUUUUUAGCUCACCUAAGUAGAAGGCUUGAGUGAGCUUUUCUGAUCAAAAUUUGUCCAUUGUUUGCCAUUAGUAUUAUUGUCUUUGACAUUGGCAUCAGGACAAACAGUUUACAAUUUCUUCUUGUCCGGAACCAUUGGGCCCAAUAUCAACCAAACUUAGCACCAAGUAUCUGUUGGUGAAGGAAAUACAGGUUUCUCCAAAUGAAGGACCACAUCCUGUUUCAAGGGGAGAUAUGAAAUAACAGAUGGGAUCAUACAAAAUAUUGGAAGAUAGAAACACUACUGGGUGCUCAAAGUAUUUGUAGAGGAAAUUUCUUUGAAAAAUCUUUUCAAGAAUAGGAAGCCAUACUUCGAAAACAUAAAAAUCUGUUAAACAGAAAAGCAAUGAUAAAUCAUUUUUAUUUAGAAGCAUUUUAAGGAGGCUGGGGGUCAACAAAUUAACAACAAAUUAACCACCAGAUUUAACUAUUUUUUUUUAGAUAUGGUAUCUUAAGCUGUCAAUCAUCAUUUGGCAAAGAAAAAAUUCAUACAUUUUAGUUUUAAAAUUUGAUCACUUUUGUAUAUCUUUAUAUGGAGCUCUUCCUUUAAAGGAGAGAAAGGCUGAAAAUGGCUGCCACCCCCAGCCUCUUUAAAGUGGUGUAGCAUCAAGUUUGUUCAAAUAAUGUCAUCCUUGGGAUAGAGUUGAUCUACAUUGAGCAAUCAAAAUUUUCUUAAGAUUAUAUAGGAAAAAGAAUCUGGAAGUGAAAAUGAGAAAGGCUUUUGUUGCGCAGGUGAGUCUUGUGGCCCAUAUAUUGGCGUCUUGCAAGCCUAUUUUGAGAUGUGUGACUCAUAAACUAUGAAUUUAUUAUUUCAAGUCCUGCUGCAUGUACAUACAUGUAUUGAGUUUGCUUUUGCAAAAAAGCAGCUGCUAGUGCUAGUAUCUACUAGUACCUUAAGAUUUUCCAUAGAGGGAGCCUUUUGUGAGAUAUGUAUCUCAUAUACAAUGGAUUUAUUAUUAUUGCAAAUGCUGCUAAAUUUUGAGUUUGCUUUUGCAAAAAAGCAACUGCUAGAAUCUACCUUAGGAUUUUGCAUAGAGAGAGCCUAUUGUGAGAUAUGUAACUCAUAUACUGUGAAUUUAUUAUUAUUACAAGUGCCGCUUAAAUUCAAGUAUGCUUUUGCAAAAAAGCAACUUGGUAUAUACUAUAAGAUUUUGCAUAGAAGACAUGAUCAAUAUGAAGUCAAGACAAAGCUACAAAUAUGUAUUUUUUGAAUGACAAAAGCAGUAGAAAAGGUACAACAAGUAAAGACAACUGCAACUGUUAAAGGACAUCUAACCCCACACCCCCCACCCCCACCCCCUCCUAUCAAACCCUGUUAGCUAGAAACAAUUAAAGAGGGGUAUAUCAUUUACCUCUUUUUUUAAUUGUUCAAAUCUUUGUUAAUAUUUUUCAGAAAUUUAGUAAAUGCAUGUGCACUCUAUUUCAUUUAACAAUACACAUAAAAUCACGGACAAAUUUUAUAAAAUACAAAUUAUUGUUUCACAGUUAUUGUAAUAUUAGUUGCUGUUGUGCAUGUAGCUGCACUCUUAACAAAGUGGAAGAGGGGGGUCUUUGUUGAAAUUGCAUCAUUCCAGACUCAAAUGAGUUUGAUCAAGAAAAAUAGAGAGGCAGGGAGUUUAUUUUUGUAAGAAAUAGACUUGGUCAUAGUGUUGUGUAAAGCACAAGUGUAGGUGCUUGUAUUACAUUGGAUUGAGCAGUUCAAGUUAGUUAAGUGCGAAACCAUUAUUGAGCUAAACUUUCAGGCCCCAGGAUCAUGAAACAGACUUAGACUUAAGUCAAUUUUU